CUGACCUCUUCCUCCUUCCUCCCUCUGCAUUAUGGGAGCGCGCGGUUUAAAAACAGAGGUAUUUACGACUCAGCACUCUCCUCUAGAGUUCCUGGAGCUCCGCAAACAUGUGGGACAGGCGGAGUGACACCACCAGCUCAGUUUAAACAUAGACGGGUUGGCUAUCUGGCUAUUUUGUAUCGGGGUCCACCUGUCUGUCUGCGCACCUGCCUGUCUGUCUGUCUGUGUUGUGCAGUUAGAAGUAGGCCUGAAUAUUUUUGAGGGAUCUUUGUUUCUUGGAUGUGAAAAUACUCUGUUCAGAGUCCAAUUCUUGAAUAAAUAGUCCUUUUCUAAUCUAAAGACACUGUAAACAAAUCACAGUUUGAUCAUAUUUAUAUUUUAUGUUCUCCACACUACACUCCAACAGUGGUAGUAAUUGAAGUACUGGUAGUGAUGCAGUAUCUAUUGUCAUGUCAUUUAUUCACCGUUUCAGCAGUGCAAAAACAGUGGUCUGUCGCCAUCUACUGGUCAAGAUGAGCAGUCAGCCAACUUUGAGCCACAGGUGUCCUCAAUGAAGCAGCUUCAUGUGGCCAAACAAAGAGGAGAGCAGAGGAAAGACACUGCAGAUCUGUGCAAAGAUCAACUGCCAAGAUUUGUAUGCUGGACUCGCAGUUUUAGCCAGGAGAAGGUCAGACAUGACAGACAGGUUUUUAGAAAUUCGUCGAGAAAGUGGUCACAGUGGAAAUUACAUCCCAUCGGGGCGCCAGCUCCCCAGGACUCCUCCGUUACCGGAUGUAAAGAGACACCUGGAUUUUUCUAGUGACACGGACUGUGAGAACAUGGAGCCCGGUGCUGCAGCUCAACAUGACAGCAGCACGUUUGAUUUCAUCGUAGCAGAGACAAAAACAGAACCAGAUGAUCACUCCAUGCUGAAAGGGAUGACGGGGUAUCAACUGACACCGAGUGACUUGGAGUUUAUAGAGAAGAUGCAAGAAGACAAAAUUAUCAGAAAACUACAGAGGGACCUGGAAGAGGUGCAGAGGUUGUUACAGAUGGAAAAGAUGGCCGCAGAGCUGGUCCAUGCCUCCAGGGAGAAAGCACAGGCCGAACUCAGCAAGUUCCCUUCCUGUGAAGAGCUCACUGAGUGGGUGACGGCGGUCCUCCAAACGACGUCGCCAUCCACUGAGUUAACGGACGUGGACGCCAAGUCUCUCCUGUCCGUGGUGACGCAAGAAGACAUCCAGAGAGCCGUGGACAAGAAGAGGGCUGAGCUCGCUCGGCUGGGCAAGAUGGUGGCAAACAAGAGGAAGAGGGAGGCUGAAGAGAGAGAGCGGCUUGAAAAGCAAAUAGUCAGCGAGCAGCUGAAGACUCAGCGGUUGAUGAGCCAGUUAUCUGACCUGAAAUCCGAACUCGCACAGCAAGAGGCGGGGAAACAAAAGGCUGACAGGAAGUCCAGAGGAGCGGAUGAAUCCUUUGGCGCAGGGCAGGUCGCUCCUCGCCCACAGACUGAAAUAUCACGGCUCGCCCGGGGCUCGUCACGCCGUACGACGCUCCCGGGGAGUUCGUGACGAGUCGGGGGGCGACACGGAGGGAAAGAGGAAGAGCGGCGGCUGCCGGACCAUCAUUACCUGUGGGUAAAUCCUCUUCCUUCUGAAGGGAACGUAACAAACCUCCUGUAGGUACGGGACAAUCUCAUUUGGAUUAAUGAGAUUUUAAUCCCACAUAUAACAGUCCCCUCCACGGUGACAUUUAAAACUGUCCAUCUUUCUUUGUCUGAAUGUUCUGUACAGCAAAGAGUCACACCUGAAGUGUCAGGUGAGCUUCAGGUCCUCUGUUUCUGUUCUGCCUCUGCUUCCAGGCUGACGAUCUGAUGUGUGGAUUUGAAGGUUUUGGCACUCAGAUGAGUGCAGAAUUUAAGGACCAAAACUGAGGACAGCAGAACUUCAUCCACGUCUUCAGACUUUGUGUUGGACCCCAUUGUUCAUUUGAGAUAAUAUGCUGUCAGCCUUGAAAGUGUCAGGUGCAGUCGGAGGAACCGCGGCCAGAUCCACUUUGUCCGUGUCUCCAACGUGAACCCGCUGAGCCCUGAAACAGUGAAAUCCUUUGGAAUGGAAAAUGGAAUCAGUACAGUUCUAAGUCUUGUGGGAAAAUGUUUUUUUAUGUGUGUGUGUGUGUGUGUGUGUGUGUGUGUGUGUUCCUGUUGGACUCAGCCCGAGCUCUUUACUUUAAGAAGUUUUAUAAUGAAAUGUGGUUCGGAAGGUAAAGCAAAGUAAACCCAGUGGUUAACAUUAAUGUCACCAUCAUAUUGCUUCAAUAAAAACUCCUCAAAAC
Messenger RNA from Scatophagus argus, 2310 nucleotides. RefSeq names its product intraflagellar transport protein 74 homolog. Bases 564 to 1547 code for a protein of 327 amino acids. Lineage: Eukaryota; Metazoa; Chordata; Actinopteri; Scatophagidae. The transcript has 9 exons. The record is from RefSeq and is a predicted model, not a curated record.